AUGGAUAGCAUUGAAAAAGUUAUUGACGAAAAAAAUGAACUCUGGAAAGCACUCCAGGAUGUUCAAGAACUACUAGAGAGGACUAAAAAUGAGAAAGAGCAAGUCACAAAAUUAUUCGCUGAUUUCAAAUAGCAUUUCGAAGUUAUAAAAACACAGUGCUCUUAGUAUCACAAUAGACUUGUGGAAGAAAUCACAUCUAAAAAGGAAAUUUAAAAUAUUUAUGAGCAAAGACUUCAAGAUCUCAGAAAAUCAAUUGAAGUAAAGUAAAGAGAAAUAGACUAGAUCAGCUAAAAAAUGGUGCUACCAAUUGAUACAGAUAUCCUGAGAAUGAGAAUUCAAAAGGAUUUGGAGAGUAAAUUUAGAAUAGAGCUAGAAACAAGAGCUCUAGAACUAGAGAGAAUGACAGACGCAUUUUAUGAAUGCAAAAGGCAUAUGGAAAUCUUUAAAACUUCACUUGAAAACCAAAAAUUUGAAUCAGAAAAAAUACUGUAGGAAAUGAGGGAGAAACAUAAAAAUGAAUUGACUGAGAUUUAUGAAGAAAAUUAAUCACUUUAAAUAAAGUUGGAAGAAUAGAGAGAUAGAGAAACUAUUCGAUAGAUAAGGCGAGAACUAGAUGAAUUUAGAAAGAGAGCAAGUGACUAAUCAUUGGAAAUCAAUGAACUUAGAAAAGAAAGAGAUGCUCUUAAACUCGAAAGAAAUGAUAUGAUUAUCAAAUAAGCAAAAGAACUAGAAGAUGAAAGAAAUACCAGAAGAACCCUUAAUACUGACAAUGAUAAGCUGAAGUUCAGAGUCAGAUGUUUGGAAGAUGAUCUGUAAAAAUAAUGCUUAAAAUCAGAAAAGAAAACUUAAGAGCUUAACCAAACUAGUAAUGAGAAAACCUCACUGCUAGGAUUAAUGAAGGAAAAAGAGAUCUAAAUGGAUUCAAUGAAUAGAUAGAUGAACGAGUUGAGAGAAGAAUUGCAUUAAAGAGAGUUAGAUCUUGAUAUGUACCUGAGGAGACAGACUGACGAGGAAAGAGAUAAAGGCAUCAUGGAAAGGAAAGAGAAAUCUAAACUCUAAAGAGAGCUUGAAAUCCUUGAAAAGAAUUAUACUGAGUUAGAAUAGCAAAGAAAAGCAGAUAUUUACGCUAUUCAGGAUGACUACGAAAAACUGUAAAAAUAACAUAGAGUAAUGACUGAGGAAAGAAACAUUUACUUGCAGAAAGUCUAGCAAGUACAAACUGAAUUCGAUGAUAUGAGAAAAACAUUCGAUUAGAAGAAUGACGAGUUUGACAUGAUUGAAAGAGAAUAUAAAAAGCUUCAGGAAAGACACAGAGAGACAAUGAAUAAUGAGUUUAAUCUUCAAACUGCCAAGGAUCAUUUAGAAAUGUCAGUGAGAGUGUCGCAAGAGGAAUUGCAAAAAGUUAAUCAGGAAUUCGAAGAAAGUGUUUACAGAUGGAAGUAGGAAAGAGGAGAGCUUCUUAAUAAGCUUCAAGAGUUCUAAUCUGUCAUUUCAAGAGCGAGAGAUGAAAGUGCCAAAAGCAAACUGCACUCAAAGCAGUAUAAGGAUAAACUUAGACUAGCUAAUAACACUAUUAGAGCUUUGAGCUAAAAGGUUGCUUAAUAUGAAUUAGAGAGAUAGGCUGAAAGAGAUAUUGAUGAUAUUAGAGUGGGUAGCUAGCAAUUAAUGGAAAAUGGUUUGAUGGGAAGAGAUUCUCACAAUAGUAAUAGAGGGUCAGAUGUAGAUUUUAAGGAAGUCAUUUAAAGAAUACUGCAUGAUGAUCAGUUGAAGCAAGAAAUGCGCAAGAUCCUCAACUAAUGA
Stylonychia lemnae is the source of this 1800-nucleotide messenger RNA. The record is from the annotation of a GenBank genome assembly. Lineage: Eukaryota; Ciliophora; Spirotrichea; Sporadotrichida; Oxytrichidae.